Molecule: messenger RNA, 4245 nt
Organism: Aricia agestis (brown argus)
Lineage: Eukaryota; Metazoa; Arthropoda; Insecta; Lepidoptera; Lycaenidae
Gene: elg1
Product: ATPase family AAA domain-containing protein 5
Exons: 3
Coding region: 105-3833 (1242 amino acids)
Biological process (GO): mitotic DNA replication checkpoint signaling; DNA damage checkpoint signaling; DNA repair
Molecular function (GO): ATP hydrolysis activity; ATP binding; chromatin binding
Source: RefSeq, a predicted model, not a curated record
UUGUAGUAUGAAAUUCUUUUCUUAAAUCUUAUAUUACAUGUGCUGUUUAAAGAAGAGACAAUGUUGUAAAAGUUUAAGUCUAAAAUGCUUGAAAUAUACAAGAAAUGUCCUCUUUUUUAGAGGUAACUCAACUACAACAUUCUUCGAAGAUUCCUGUACAUAAGCCUGAAAAUACAGUCCAUGCUCAUAAUAUAUUGAAAUCAAAAGAAAAUGUAUUCAAAUCAAAAUGUAACAAGGCUUUGAAAAACAAGUUGAAAAAGUAUAAACUAAGGAAAGAUGGUAAAGAGGAUGAGGACAUUAUAGAUGUGUCAAAAACCUUGAUAUCAUCACUAAAAAUUAAAUCUCCCAACGGGCAGGAGGCAAAAUUACCUAUUGAAAAAGCACAAACUGAAGAGAGGCUACCAAAGAAUUAUCUAUUUAAAAUGGUGAGAAAAAAGAAUGAUAGUUCAAAGCCAGCAAUGGAGGGUACUCCAAGUAUUUUGGAGAACAAGCACACUCCAUUGCCUGAGUCAAAAAACAAUGAAAGCAAGCACACUAAUGCAUUUCAGUUACUUAUGGAUUCAAGAAAUAAAAGUAUAGGUGGAAAUUCUCCAGGCAAAGAUAAGCAUAUUGAAAUUGCUGAUGAGUCUGAACUGAUUAGAAAGAAGGAACUAAAAGCUAAAAGGAAUUUAGUUUUGCAACAAAUGGCACAAAAAAAGGGUCUGGCAAAAAAUCUGGAAAAUGAGGAAUUUAUAGAUGAAUGUAUAAAAAGACAACUUGUGAAACGCGCUGAUAGGCUAAAGGAAAUGAUUACUUUAAAUAUCCCAAAAAAUGACAAACCAAGAAAUGGUCUUAUGAAAGAAAAAUCUAAUUUAAACAAUGGGGUAAAUAUAAAAGUUAAAGAAAAUACUGUAAAAAGUAACAAAUUGCAGUUGUUUAAUUUUUUAAGUGAUGAUGAAAAUUCUGUUGCUGAAAAUCAUAAUUCUAAUAGUAAAAUGUCUAAUGAAGAUGAAGAAUUUUUGAAGAAACUUGGCCCAUCUAUUAAGAAAAAAGAAAAUAUGUUAUCAUAUUUCCAAAAAGUAGAGAAGAAGGAUAUUUCAGGUUCUGGCUCUGAAAUGGAAAUAAAUGAUAAUAAUAAUAGUGAAAAUUCUGUAAUAAAAGUCAAAUUUGUACCUAAACAUAAAAAAAAGAAACCAGAAGUAAACUCAAGAAGUGACCCAACGGUUAAUACUGUUGAUUUUGACUCUAAAUUAGCUGAUACUCCGCAAAAUGAACCUAAUGAUGAGCUAAACAAUUCUAGUAUAAAUUGUACACCUACAAGGAAAAGAAAACGCGAUAAAAGUUCUCGUAGUAAAAUUUCGAAGACGGAAGACAUACAGGCUCAAGAUGAAAAUAUUAACAGUAGACCAAAAAGAAAUACUAAGAAACCUAUUAAAUAUACUGAUGAUGCUAUGCUAUCUAGUUCAGAUGAUGAACUUAUAUUUACACCUGUUAAGAAAAAAAUUAUAAAUAAAAGGCUUGAUUGUAAAGAUCAAUUACAAAAUCAUGUUAUAGUACCAGAAAAUAAGUUAAAAUCAAAAUCAACUCUUGAAAACUCAGACAGUAAAUCAAAGAAAAUUGGCACAAAAACCAACAUUAAAAUAGAAAGUAAGAAGCCUCCUAAACUUGCACCAAUAUUUUCCACUAAGUCAAAAUUGACUCCAUCAGAGCAGGCAGCUAAGGAAAGUUUUUUGAAAAGUGGAGUACCUGACAAAUUAAAGAUAAAACAUAAAGAAAGCACAAAUGUUUUAACCUGGAGCAACUAUUAUGCCACAGUCCAUGUUCAACAAAACGAGGCAUGUAAAGAAUAUAACACAUAUUUAAAAAUUUUUGAUUGGAUUGAUACCUCUGACAAUAUAAAAAAUAUUGGAUAUAAUGAAGAUUGCAAAUUUUACUUACAGUUGAUAGAUGGUAAGACUGAGGAGACUAAGGAUGAAAAAAUUUUGUUAAAAUACAAACCAGAAAACCUACUAAGCUAUAUAAAAAAAUCAUAUUCAAAGUUUCCAGUGUAUAGAACAUUUCACUCUCUGAAAACGAAAAGUAGGGCUGAAACUAAGGACAUAAAUGUUUCAUCGUUGGACAAUAGCAUUGAAAUUGUUAAAGAUAUUGUUGAUUUUAAUUAUGAUUAUACUGAUAAGCUAUCAUGGAAUGAAAAAUACAAACCAAUAUCGUCAAAACAAAUAAUUGGAAAUUUUGAUAGUGUGAAAGAGUUGAAGAGGUGGUUGGAGUCUUGGAGUGAAAACCAAAAUACAAAAGGAAAAAAUGAUGACUCAGAUUUGUCAGAUUUUUGUUUUUCUGACUCGGACACCAACAGUAGAGACCCGUUUAAACACACAAACAAUGUGCUCAUCAUAUCAGGUAGAUCAGGAACUGGGAAAACUUCAUGUGUUUAUGCUGUUGCAGCAGAAUUGGCUAUUAAAGUAAUAGAAGUGAAUGCUAGCAGUAAACGGACAGGGAAAAUUAUGUUACAAGAUCUCCAAGAGGCUACUCAAUCUCACAAAGUGAAUAGGGGUAAUAACAAAAAAGAAAGUUCUCAGAAUUCACAAAGUUCUCAGGAAAAUUUCAUGGCAUCUAAAAUUUUUAAAAAGCGUGGAAGACCUAAAAAGACAUACGAGAGAAAACCGAAGCAAGUGGAACCCAAAGAAGUAGAAAUUAUAAGUAGCUCAAGUCAACAAUCACAAACCAGUAGUCAAGAGAGUUCUAGAACAGAAUCAUCUCUAAUAUUAAUUGAUGACGCUGACAUUGUUUUUGACCAGGAUGAUGGUUUCUGCUCGGCGAUUUCUCAGUUGAUAAAUUACUCAAAGAGGCCUGUUAUAUUAAUUACGUCAUCACUGUCAGUUCCACAUUUGCAGAAGUAUAUUUCCUUCGGAAAGGUUAUAAAAAUGAAUCCACUUUUGCCGAAAAUGUUGGGUACAUGGUUGGACAUAAUGUGCCUAGCAGAUACAAAUACUUGCUAUCCUGGUUUUGGAUGUAGAAUAUUAGAUUACUUCAGAGGUGAUAUAAGAAAGACUAUAAAUUUUCUACAGUUUCACAUGACAUCGAACAAGCACCUCAACGAAAUUGAAGAAGGAGCCCAGGAUACAGAUUUCAAAGCUAACAUUGACAAUUCAAGUAUGUCUUGGGUAGAUCAAGAAUCUGAGGAUGUCACUAAAGAGGUUGAUGACAAUGAAAUUAAGAAGAUAGCCGAUAAGCAAAUGCUUUUAUUAAAUUCACACAAUUUUGACCUGUUUAAUGUCUGGUGGAGUUUAUCUAAUCAAUUCACAUCCGAAAAUCAAAAGGAAAACAAAGACAUAAACAGUGGUAUGAGUCUUGACGAUGCUAGCUAUAUUUUAGACAGUAUAUCAUUUGUUGAUUCAAUAGAUAUAAAUACAUAUAGUAAGGCCAACCUCACUUCUAAGCCUUGGGAGUCAUUUCAAUGUCCUAGUGUUAUGGAGAGAGAGAAUAUGGACUCUUAUGGUGGCAUGUAUGAAGUAAACAGAAACAUAUCUAGAGAAAUUAUUGAAAGAUUCACAUCCUUAGUAGAAAAUUGGAACAGAACCCUAAUAAGUUCGCCAAGUAUGUCUACACAAAGAAAACGAAACAAGAUCGUUAGUCAACACAACACUCUCAGCAGGUACCUAAGUCCGUCCUCUACACUAGAUAGACGAGCCUUAUCAUUAGACUAUUGGUCGUCAUGCAGAACAAUUUGCAGAUUGGAAAAGAAGAAGACUGAUAGCAAUUUGAAAAGGAACAACAGAUUUUGUCACUACUUAAGAUCUCUGAAUAUUUUAUGCAAAAAUGAUAAUUUCGAUGAUCUAUGUGAAGGUCUAAACUAAAGAAAGUGUAAAGAUAAAAUUGUAAUGAUCAACCAGGAAUUUAACAAGUUACAAGGAUAAUGAAUAAUGAUAGUAAAAGGAAACUUUCGAUUUAUCUCAAAUUAACUGGUAUGGUUACUGGUGUGGUUUCCAACUGGGAUUUCUUAUUUAAGUAAUAUAUUUGCUUUCUAAGAAUCCAGUUAAUUCUAGUGUAUUUUGCGAUGGAUGGAAACGAUCAAUUCUAAAUAGGAAGCCCUUACAUAUUAGAUUGUCCAAUAUGUUUGGGGGACAGUUACAAAGCAGAACUUUUCAACCUUACAAUUAAAAUGCAGGUGGACUUUGAAGCUUUCACAGUAUGAAUUUUAAAUGAAUUAUGACUUAAUGUAUGUAUUAUGUAGGUAGUAAAGCCCUAUUAUUAUUUAAAAUAGCAUAG